AUUGGCGCCGUGACAGAGAAAAGAGAGAUGAUCACGAUGAACUGUGCAGCUUGAGAAGUGAGGGUGGCAGUGUUCGAGGAUUCUCCAGAGGCAGAGGAAGAAGUAGAGGCAGAGGAAGAGGACGAGGCAGAGGAAACCCUAGAAUGAGCUUUGAAUAUUCAGUUGAUUAUCAAGAACUGUAUGGUGAAGGCACUGACCAACUAUUUCAACCUGAGCUUAAUGCUAGUAUAAUGUAUUACUAUGAUGCUGGAACAGGAGUGCAGAUAUAUUCUGUGGAUGAAGCACUUCUCAAAGAAUAUAUAAAACAUCAAAUUGAGUAUUAUUUCAGCACAGAAAAUUUGGAAAGAGACUUCUUUCUGAGGAGGAAGAUGGACCAACAAGGAUUUCUGCCUGUUUCAUUGAUUGCUAGCUUCCGUCGGAUGCAAGCUCUGACUACAAAUGCUACACUCAUUUUGGAGGCCCUGAAGGACAGUACAGAAGUUGAAACUGUGGAUCAGAAGAUAAGAAAAAGGGUUGAUCCAGAAAAGUGGCCGAUUCCAGGUCCCCCUCCGUGCAGUCUACCACCGACUGACUUUUCUCAGCUCAUCAAUUGUCCAGAAUUCGUACCAGGCCAAUGUUUUGGCUCGCAUACUGAGUCUGCACCAAGUUCUCCAAGAAUGGGAAGCCUGCAGAGUCCAAAGGAAAACAUUGAAACGCGUAAUUUUCAGGCAAUGUCUAAAGGAUUAUCUACAAGUUUGCCUGACUUGGACUCUGAACCUUGGAUAGAAGUGAAGAAGAGGCAUCAUGCAUCCACGGUCAAAUUAAAGGCAAACGUUCCUAUACCUGAUCAAACAUCAGAUCAACCACAGCCUCCCCCACCUCCAGAGGAACAAGAAGAACUUGAUUUUUUGUUUGAUGAGGAGAUGGAACAAAUUCAAGGUCGGAAGAAUGAAUUUGCUGAUUGGUCAGAAAGCGAUUCAGAUUAUGAAAUUGAUGAUCAGGAUGUAAACAAGAUUUUGAUUGUAACACAGACACCACCAUAUAUGAGAAAACAUCCUACUGGAGGUUGUACUUACAACCACCUAUGCCAUGCAAAAAUUACAUCAGAACUUGCUAAAGUUAUUAAUGAUGGCUUAUACUAUUAUGAACAGGAUUUGUGGAUGCAGCAGAGUGAAAAUGACACUAGCAUAAAGCAAGAGAUUGAGGACUUUAAGAAGCUAAAUCUUGGCAGCGAGGAAGAAUUUGGUAAUCUUGCAUCAGAACCAAUUGCUGAUCCAACCCAAGAAGUUCCUCCAGAACCUCCGGGGUUACGAAAAGAUGUAGCCGAGGAGCUGUCUUGUCAUUUGUUAAGUACUGCAGUACCUCCAACAGCAGUGAUGACUCGAUCGCUGCCAACAGCAGUUCCGGACUACCCUUGCGUUCACCCUGGCUUCACCCCACGAACGCCUCGCACCCCGAGGCUACAGGAUCCCAACAAAACACCCAGGUUCUAUCCUGUUGUUAAAGAAGCAAGAUCCAUUGAUGUAAAGACUCCAAGGAAAAGAAAAACACGACACAGUACAAAUCCUCCUUUGGAGUCCCACGUGGGCUGGGUGAUGGAUUCCAGAGACCACAGGUCAAGAACUUCCUCUGUGAGCAGUUCCAAUGCUUCACCUUCAGAAGAAGCUCCACUAGCAGGAAGCUACGAGUGUACCCCAAAUUCUCUUCCAAAGCUUCAGCAUUCUUCCCAUGAACUGUUAAAAGAAAAUGGCUUUACUCAAGAGGUGUACCACAAAUACCAUCGAAGGUGUCUAAUGGAGAGGAAACGGUUGGGAAUUGGCCAGUCCCAAGAAAUGAACACACUUUUUCGUUUCUGGUCCUUUUUUCUGAGAGAUCACUUUAACAAGAAAAUGUAUGAAGAGUUCAGGCAACUUGCUCUGGAUGAUGCAAAAGAACACUACAGGUAUGGAUUGGAAUGCUUGUUUAGAUUUUACAGCUAUGGCCUAGAAAAGAAAUUCAGGCAAGAAAUAUUCAAGGAUUUCCAAGAAGAAACAAAGAGAGACUAUGAAGCUGGUCAGCUCUAUGGACUGGAAAAAUUUUGGGCUUAUUUAAAGUACUCUCAGUAUGAGACUCCAGCCAUUGACCCCAAGCUGCAAGAAUACCUUAGCAAAUUUAAGAGACUGGAGGACUUCAAAGUGGAUCCUCCUAUUAGUGAAGAAUCUGGCAGAAAGAGACCGGUAGCUGCAGCAGAUGAGGAUUCAGGGCAUCGCAGACAUCAGUAUAAUUCAUCUAAAACACUUCUUGCGGCUAAAGCCAUGGCUGCCUGUCAGUGCCAGGCACUGGGAAACUUAACCAGCGCGAAUGCUCUGCAAGUGUCCAUAGGCCCUAACAGCGCUCCCACAAAAUCUAUAGAAAGUGAUGUUCCAGAAAAGUAG
Mesitornis unicolor (brown roatelo) is the source of this 2393-nucleotide messenger RNA. It is a transcript of the gene LARP1B, whose product is annotated as La ribonucleoprotein domain family, member 1B. NCBI's taxonomy places the organism in Eukaryota, Metazoa, Chordata, Aves, Mesitornithiformes, Mesitornithidae. The transcript has 14 exons. Gene Ontology annotation, cellular component: cytosol; cytoplasmic stress granule. Gene Ontology annotation, biological process: mRNA stabilization; positive regulation of translation. The annotation marks the transcript as partial. Gene Ontology annotation, molecular function: RNA cap binding. The record is from RefSeq and is a predicted model, not a curated record.